This is a messenger RNA of Phytomonas sp. EM1, 666 nucleotides long. Lineage: Eukaryota; Euglenozoa; Kinetoplastea; Trypanosomatida; Trypanosomatidae. The record is from the annotation of a GenBank genome assembly.
AUGACGGAUUUGGAAAGGCUGAUCAAACUCCUUAGCCAGACUGAUGGCCGCGAUAAAAUCUACAAGUUCCUUGCCGGCUUCUUUAAGAUCCUUGCUGCGAUCACCGACAGCCAGGACCCCAGCGCGAAGGCCUACAAAGCCCUUGGAAACUCCGUUGGCAGCGCCCGUUCACUGAUGCGCAUGGGGAAGUUCGUGGGUGACGUCCCGAAGCUCGAGAAGCUCGUGGUGGGCUUUCAAGCGAAGGGCCUCCAGGGCACUGAGGUGAAGAAAUUCAUUGAGUUCUUCCGCAUCCUUGGCAAUUCCCUCUACAUUAUUGGUGAUAACACCGCUUUCAUCGCGAAGCAUAAGCUGAUCCCGGUAAACGCCAAGGUCGUCACGAAGUACUCCAAGAUCGCCCAGUUCUGGGGCUUCUUCCUCGCCGCCGUGCUCGACCUCCUCGCGUUACGGUCGGCCCUUAAGAAGCGCGUUUCCGAUCCCGCGAGCUGCAAGAAGGAGGCGAAGGGCGCGAUUAUCAGCUUUACGAAGGACGCCUCGGAUGUGCUCGUGACGAUGGCGACGGUGGGGUACCUCCGCGAUAUCUGGCAUCCUUCCAACGUCACCGCUGGCGCCCUCACCUGCGUCUCCGGCUCCGUUGCAACCUACCUGAACUGGAAUAAGAUCGCCUAA